GGCGCCCGGCGCGCACUCGCGUCGCGACCUCCGCCUCCGCACGACAUGGCGCACUCGCGCUGACUGCACAAGACUAACGUGACUGUGUGUUGUGACUCCUACAAUAUUCACUAUCGGAUAAGUGAACUAGCAGCCCGGGAACCUCCAGCGAUGGCUCGGCGGUGCGGCGCGAGCGCGGCGCGGCCCGCGACCCUGCUCGCAGUCCUCAGUCUCCUCGGCUUGUGCUGUGCCAGUCCAAUCCCAGAGGCCAAUGUGACCAGUUCUGAGGGGCUACAAGAAGGCAGCUGCGCGCUGGGCGACGUGGUGUACAUGUCGGGCGACUCGUUCCCGGGAGCAGACCCGUGCGAGACCUGCGCCUGCGCCGGCGGCGACGUCACCUGCGAGCGGGAGACCUGCGCGCCGCGCCCCGGUUGCAAGGCCGUGCACCGCCCUGACCACUGCUGUCCGACUUACCAAUGCGAAUGCGAGCAAGAGGGCCGCGUGUACGGCAACGGCGAGAAGCUGGUGGACCCGGCGGACCCGUGCCGAGUGUGCUACUGCCAGGGCGGGGAGGUGGUGUGCCGCCGCAUCGCGUGCUUCUUGCGGGACGACUGCCGCCCGCGCCUCGUGCCCGGCCGCUGCUGCCCCGAGUACGACAACUGCCCGCUCAGAGGUGUGUCAGCGAAACCUGGUGCCGUCCCAUCUGGUAAUGUGCCAAUAGAAGAUGUCGGCACCACGCUCGCCCCGGCCGCAGCCCCGGAGAAGGUGAAGCAGGAGAUCACCAUCAAGGAGAUCACGCCCGUGUCGGAGAUCCCCGUCAUCACUGAAGUCAAGAUUAAAGAAAUUAUUCCCUCCCCAAGCGUUGAGGUCGUUGAAUAUCCUUCGUCUUCAAAAUCUCCGCUCAUUCCACGAGAAGCCACCACAGAUAAACCCCUCAGCACUGAAGUGGGAUCACAAACUGAAGCACCUGUUAUUUUUGACAGUGCAGCGUCUUCUACACACGUGUCUGUUAUAUCCACAGCUCAGCCUGAAACUGACGACAAGCCCAAUAAUGGUAUUACAAUAAUGAGACCUAUUGAAGACUUGUAUCCGUCUAAAAUAAGUCUGUCGACCCAAGAUGGAACCAGUAGUGACAUUUAUCCGUCUAACAGUCCGAGCGUGGCGUCCACCACCUAUUCCCCGACGAGCACUGCAGCCAGCGUCACGACCAAAGCUCCGGUAGUUGAAGAGGAAGAGCCAUCGAUCUUCGAUCACAACCCAGCCUUCCCUCCGAUCCCGGAUGACUUGUCUGUCCUUAGGAAUCACGAGGAGGACAUAACUCCUGAACAAAAUAUGGACACAGACCAUAACGAGCAUGUGAUCGGCCUGGUGUCCAGCGCGGUGCCGGCUACGGAUGCUGUUGUUGUCAAGGACGACACGACUACUGCGGUUAGUUCUGCCACAAACGUUGAAGAACGGGCAAUCAUGUCUUCAACUCCAGCGGAGACUGCACCGGAAAAAUCCGAAACUAUGACUGAAAUACAGACAUCAACUGGGAAGUCAGAAACUACUACAGAAACGCCGAAAACCCCAGAACCUAUUAUCAUUGAACCAGAAGCUACCUCGUCCAGAGCAGCGGGAACCACCGACCAGCAGGCGCAGGAGACUAAGUCUAGUCCGAUGUUGAACCUAAGGUCCGCUAUACCCACUGAUAUCCUGAGUGUGCCUUCUUCAGGUCCUGAUGAUAUUACUGGAGAAUUAGAUGAAAUUGAUGAAAAUACUACUCCAUCUCCAGUAGUCACAUCAUCACCUAUUAUCACUACAACCCAUGAACCUAUUAAAGAUGAAGAGAAGACGAAUAAAAAGGUGGAAACUGUUAAUGUUGUCAAAACGGAUCCUGAACCAACAAGCACCAAUGCUCCUGCUACAGAAACUUCUACAGCUAAAUUAGUGAACGAAGUAUCUGCCACACAAGUUUCUGAGGAAUCUACAACAAGUUACGACGUCGCUAAGUCCAACAUUGCCACAGAAGUAACUUCACAAACAGAAUUGAGCUCAUUUCCAGUAGAGACUAGUGAUCAAAAUCCACCGGGUACGGCCGACAGUGAAAAGGAUAAAGCCGAAUCAACCGAAGAGGCUCUCACGCUCGCACCUACAUCUAUUAAAAUGAUUCCUACUGAGGCUGAACCUAUAACGAUAUCGAGAAGUCCAAGCUCGGAAAAACAAGACAACGUGGAGACCACGGAGUUCUUACUGACUCCCAUGGGGUCAUCCGAGACUUCUACAGACGCUGUUGAAGUAAUUCAAAUUUCCAAUGAAUCAAGUCAAAAGAGCGCAGCUAUUAUUGAUCCAUCUCAUUCCAAUAAAAACAGUGUGUUGACAGAUCUCAUUAACCUGGUCGGCGACGUGGCGUCCAUGAGCGACCACUCGGACGAGCCCCCCGCCCGGCGCGCCCCCGCCGCCGCCGGCAUCUCGGAAUCAGAAGAACUGAUCCCUGUAAAUGCCGUAUACAAAAGUAGGAACAAUAACAUCAACAUCAACUCUAUUACCGAAGUCCCCAUGAAGAGUAAAAACCCAACGAAGUCGAAGGUGUCGGAGAUCGAGGACGAGGAGGCGGAGAGCAUCACGGACCCGGCGGCGCCGAGCCGCGCCGAGCCCACCACGCGCCGCCCGCUCAUCGACCGCGUGUCCGCCGACGACAGGCAGAACAACCACACCUCCGGGAAAGAUAUCGAGAUCAUAACGAAGUCAUACGUGCCGACCAUCGCGCGGCGACCCACCAAGGUCGUCAUGAAGAAGAACAGCGACCCAGCGGCGACCGAGGUGGCGCCGGCACCGGCGGCCUCCGCGGAGACCGCCACGGACGAGGCGCCGAGCUCGCAGGAGACCAGCGCGCCGCCCGCCGCCUCCACGGCAGCGCCUGACGCGACCACGCCGGCGUCCUCCCCCGCCCCCGCGCCCUCCACGCCCGCCCCGGCGCCCGCCACCACAGAGCAGGGGCCCGCCCCCGCGGCCCCCACCGCCCCCGCCGGCCCCGCCAGCACCUCGCCGCAGUGAAGCGCCACUGCGCCUCACAUCGAUGGAACCUCAACCGAUAGCAUUUUGUAGAGUAUGUAAGUUUCGUUCUUGAAACUGUAAUUUAAGAUAUAGUAGAGACUAUUAGCAUAACGAUACCCAUACCCUGUCGGAAGACUUAGCUUAUUAUUGUCAAUUCCCAUCCCGCGAUAGGGUUCAGAAGCCUCUCGUAGCGGCUCAUAGAGUGUAAGUAGACGUCAGUCGCCUGCAUGUUAACAGGACAAAUUAUUUAUAAUAGAUGUACGAGUGAGUAGUUGGCGUCAGGACGCUAUGUGUCAAAUUAAUGAACGUGAUGUUUAGUCUGUAGCUCUUCAUGUUAGUGGUUAAGUUAUUUAUUUGUUUAGUGAGAGUUGUGGUUGAGUGCUCGAUGCAAGCAACCAAGCUAGUCAACCCGUGACACCAGCCGCGGGCGCCGCCUCGCGCGGCAGCCGCGGCACGUUGCCAUUACUACUACUAGGCUGUAUUGACGAGAACAUGACAAAAGCGACGCAGAUUUUUCGUUAGCUUUAGUUCCUUUAGAUGCAGAUAAGAAUAAACAUGUAUCAACUAAUAUAGAAGCAAGCCAAGCUUUGCUGCAACAUUUGGUACAAAUCGAAUUUGAUAGUUUGGGAUCCGUUUUAGCAUGAUGAGCAUGAUGGCCUGAAGACGCACAGAUGCCGCACCAGUGGCGGAGCGAGCGAGGAGAGGAUGGCUCAAAUAUAUUGUAAUUAUUUAUAUGUGUGAGUGCGUGCGGCCCCGGCCCCGCGUGCCCCCGUGCCCCCGCGUGCCCCCGCGUGCGCCCGUGCCCCCGGGGGGCGCCGCUGCAUCUUGUUCCGGAAGACGAGACAUACUUUUCCCGAACAAGAAGCGCGUCGUGCUCAUUCCAUUGUAUUAUUAUUAUUUAAUUAAAUGAAAUAUUGUUUUUCUUUUUUUACAAAUAAAAGAAACCUGACUGAAA
Plutella xylostella (diamondback moth) is the source of this 3970-nucleotide messenger RNA. RefSeq lists its product as uncharacterized. NCBI's taxonomy places the organism in Eukaryota, Metazoa, Arthropoda, Insecta, Lepidoptera, Plutellidae. Gene Ontology annotation, molecular function: protein binding. The record is from RefSeq and is a predicted model, not a curated record. Gene Ontology annotation, cellular component: extracellular region.